Puccinia graminis f. sp. tritici CRL 75-36-700-3 is the source of this 769-nucleotide messenger RNA. RefSeq lists its product as uncharacterized. The transcript has 7 exons. Bases 146 to 769 code for a protein of 207 amino acids. The record is from RefSeq and is a predicted model, not a curated record. Lineage: Eukaryota; Fungi; Basidiomycota; Pucciniomycetes; Pucciniales; Pucciniaceae.
AGAGAAACUCGACAUUCAGAAAGAUCAUACAAGAUAGACAAAUCUAAAAUCAAAAUAAGGUCCUUAACAUUGAGAACUGACUAUAUAGUAUCAGUAUCACGCAGGACCGAUUCCUCGGAAUUUUCAUACCCAAUUUCACGCGUUAAUGACGAUGUCUUUCGGCAAUACUUUAACCAAAAGAGGGGGCAUUUCCUUGCUUUUCCUUUGUCUCUGCAUAAGUAUAAGCGGGCCUGUGCAGACUCAGGAUGUGACGGAUCCGGCCACAUCGGCGACCAUCCCGGCGACUUCCCCGGUGGGGCCAGCUACUUCCUCACCGGCCGCUUCCAGUGUUGUACCCACUGGAGCAACUCAAGAUCCAACUGCCACCACCGCUGGCAAGACAGCGGACACAAAGCCGACUCUUGAUUCGCCAACCACACUCCCCCAACCUGGACUCACACCUCCUGUGACUGGAGGAGCUACUGUAACUAUGCCCACUACAUCGGCCGGUACCAGCUUGAAUUCCACCAAUACUUCGCCGGUCCCCGCUGGUCCGGGUGGUUUUACUGCUCCGCUCCAAGAUGGAAAUGGGAAAAAAAUUGUGUUUCCAAUCACCGACACAAACGGGCGUGUCAUUUUCCAAAGCGCAACGGACAUGCACAUCUCUGGUAUGAAAGGCGCAAACUCAACCUCACCCUCCACAAAAACUCCCGCCGGCUCAUCGGAUUCCAAAGGAGACAAGAAUGUAAGAUGGAGUCUGAUUUAUGAAAUCGAGAGAUCAUUUGGUUGA